UGAGAACAACAGAGAGGAUUAUCAAAAGCAGUGAAAUAGCGGUAAAUCAGGCGGAUGCCAUUAACGAUGGUUCGGCAAAUAUCAACUCGGUGAAGUAUCGGCUUGGAAGGAAUCGUAACUAUGGCGGGCAUGGAAGAGAAUACCGUGGACGAGAAAGAAGUAGAAAUCGUGAUUAUAGGAUGCAACAUGAGAGAUAUGAAAGAAGCAGGUCUCGUUCAGGCCCGAGUUCAGGACAAAUGUCGUCUGGUAAAGGACGAUAUGCCAAUUUUGUUUGCCAUUUUUGUAAAAUUCGUGGGCACAUUCAAAAACAUUGCUACAAGUAUAAAAAUUCUCAAAGAAGCUCAGUAAAAUUUGUAGGAGAGGCUACCAAACACGACGAAGCUCGAGACAAUGUACACGAUUAUUUCAAGAGAUUGCGGGUCGACUACAGCAGUGACAGCGACAGCUCAGAUAGCAAUCGGAGCGAAUCUAAUCUCGGCCCACAGGGGGCAGAUAAGACCGGGACCGGCCAAUAGAACCGAACACAGGCGGAACAUCCAGCUUCGGUUGGCCGAUAUGAGAACACCACGAGGAACCAAACGAUCAUUCAAGGAUAUGGAGGACAUUGAGAAUUCGGAAUCCGAGUUUCCCGAUCUGAGCGAACCUGAUAGCGUCACUCCAAGUCCGUCAAUAAGCGAAGUACAUCCAAGCGUUCUGCAGCCGACGCAUUCGAAUAGUGAACUAAGGAGAUCCAGAAGAAAGAAGAAGUCCAAGAUGCAUGAAGAUUUUGUAUACUAUUCCUAAACAUAUUUUCAGUGAAAUCAUCCAAGUUUUUUCUUAUAAGUAAGGUGUUGUUGCUAUCAAACUCGUAUUUUCAAGUUGAAUUAAAUAUAUUUCCUAAGAUUGCUUGUGAUCUACUCUGAAACAGUUUACUUAAUUUUAAGGGAUAAGGAGUGUAAUAUCCAUUCAGAAUUAACUAAUCGGUUUAGUUCAGUGCAACACCAGUUGACAGGUCUCGGACUGUUAUAAUGUAAUACCACCAUAACAAAGUAAAGUGUUCGAUGAAUCGUAUAAAACUUGAAUAAACGGAGCGAUCAGCUCUCUUGUAUCGU
Messenger RNA from Aedes albopictus (Asian tiger mosquito), 1091 nucleotides. RefSeq lists its product as uncharacterized. Bases 391 to 783 code for a protein of 130 amino acids. The transcript is spliced from 2 exons. Lineage: Eukaryota; Metazoa; Arthropoda; Insecta; Diptera; Culicidae. The record is from RefSeq and is a predicted model, not a curated record.